Molecule: messenger RNA, 1886 nt
Organism: Mytilus trossulus (common blue mussel)
Lineage: Eukaryota; Metazoa; Mollusca; Bivalvia; Mytilida; Mytilidae
Exons: 6
Coding region: 339-1886 (515 amino acids)
Source: RefSeq, a predicted model, not a curated record
CAGUCAUAAACCAAUCAACUAUAAAUUGAAUGUUUAACGUCAAAACAAAUAUUCAUCUUUGCGUUAACUUCAAAUUAUAACAAUUUUUUAAUUUGUUUUUACUGUGAACAUGUAUAUUGGCAGCCUCAGUUAAACGAUACGAGUUUAAAAGGAAUGAGGUUGAGGUUCAAUUUAACAAUGUGUACUUUUUUUAUUUUUAGAAUAAUAAUGAAGUGAAUAAAUUAUUCAGGAUGCAGCACUAUUAAACCAUCGUAAUAUAGAUGGGUCACUUUGAGACAACAUGUUUGAAAAGGUGUGUGCGCUGGAAAUCAAGCGGUACGAUAAGAUAAGUUGUCAUAAUGUCCAAUUCAUAUAAAGAUCGACAUGCAAAGUUAGGAUGCAUGGUCCUUAGAUUGUUUCCUCAAGUUAUGCAGAUGAUUUUAAUACAGUAUUUCACUCCACAAUGGUUACAACGGAAAUAUACGAAAAACGAAUACCGUUUUGUGUUUAGGGCAAAUGAAAUUGCUGUAAUGGACAAGCUUCCAAACGUGGACGAUUUUACAAUUGAAUUAUGCUACAAAAUACUUAUAUCUGAAAAUAUGUUAGACGAACCUAAAUGUAAAUGGGGAAAUGUCCCUCAUGAGGUAGAAGUAGAAAUGACCGAUGAUAUACAACGGUUAAUUAAUGCAACAAAUUCAAUAGUUAGCAUAAAAUCUGAAGAGGUAACACAGAAUUAUUCCGAUAAGUUGCUAGAGCACAUCAAAUUGAUAGUUACCAGAACGGAUUCAUGUUUUAAACAAGACACUUUAAGAAGCAUGUAUAACACUUUAAGCAGAUCUGGAAUAGAUACUACCUCCGUCUUACAAGACCUAUCAAUGAUAAAAGCAAUCGAAGUGACGAAGUUCUUACCAAAUAGUGAAAGUGAAGAGCAAGAAAGGUAUUCUAGGCUUUCGAUGGCCAUCAUCGAAACUUUUCCGAAAAUUUUAAGACAUGUUAUUCGAUCAAGAAUAUCUGCAAGCCAGCUGUAUACAAUGUGUAAGCCAUCUCUUAAAACGUUCUAUCCAGAACAACGGACAAGCCUUAAAGAACUAUCGAAUUCAAAUACUUAUGAUUCCUUAGAUAUUACAAUAGUGUAUAGACUAUUAAAACAGUUUUCGCUUAUACCUUCUCCAACUAAAGGAUGGGGAGUUAUUCCAGACAAUGCAGAUACUAGUUUGGGAGAUGAUAUUGAACGUAUACGAUGCUAUAGAAAUGAUCUUGCUCAUCGACGUGACACCAAUAUCAAUCAAUCGCAUUUCAAUGAUUACUUCAAUAAGUUUCGAGAAAUUUGUCGUAGAAUGGAUCUUCAUAUUUUCCACUAUACCGACUAUGAAAAGCAAAUAAUUGGACACACAACAUGUGCAAUGGAUGCGGAAACACAAAUAAAAUAUGAGAAUGCGAUGAAGGAGAUAGAAAGCAUUAAAUUGAAAUAUGAAAAAGAGCCAAUAACGUUUUACUGGGGAGAGACCUUUGAAAAAAGUUUGAGGAAUCUUCGAUCGCUUUUAAAAGAAAAAAUAUUAGAUGGAAGACAGAAAGUUCGUUUACAGAUCAUCUUUGAAACCGAGAAUGAUGUAGAGAAAAAUAUUGAUAUCCUCAAUUCGCUCAAAGACGAAAUAAAUGAAGGCUUAAAUGGAAUAGAGUUCAUUGUUGCCACAAAAGGGAGUAUUGUCCUGAAUGCAGAUAUUUCGUUGGAAAUGAUUGAAACAGAUGAAUUGUUACAAUCCACAUUGGUUUUAUUUCUAGAAAAGAUUUUGGAACGUAUUAAGACAUUUGCUACUGAAAGUAUUGAGAUGGUUCUGUUACCUUUAGAAGGAGUUAUCUCCCCAAACACUGUUUUCCUUCUGUCUACUAAUCCUUCGCAACCGUAA